This is a messenger RNA of Salarias fasciatus (jewelled blenny), 2257 nucleotides long. RefSeq names its product Nedd4 family interacting protein 2 (gene ndfip2). The record is from RefSeq and is a predicted model, not a curated record. Gene Ontology annotation, molecular function: WW domain binding. The transcript has 8 exons. Lineage: Eukaryota; Metazoa; Chordata; Actinopteri; Blenniiformes; Blenniidae. Gene Ontology annotation, cellular component: perinuclear region of cytoplasm; Golgi apparatus; endoplasmic reticulum. The coding region runs from base 175 to 939 and encodes 254 amino acids. Gene Ontology annotation, biological process: vacuolar transport; metal ion transport; ubiquitin-dependent protein catabolic process.
CUCCCUCUGUUGUUCUUCGGCAUCAAUCUGAUCGCUGCGGCCAUUUCUGUCUGGGAGAGCCGCCCCUCUGUCCGUGACUUCAGCCCCGGAGCUAACCCAGCGUUCAUUCACCUCCCGCCGCUUUCUCUCGCGUCUCUCUCGGCUGGCUCCGGUGCCAGCUUGAACCCGGUCGGGAUGGACCCAGCGAGCCGAUAUCAAGUGUUGCACAACGAGGACGACUCUUCAGAGGCGUCCGGCAGCGAGCAGCAGCCGUCCACAUCUGCCGCCGCCCAGGCCGCUGCCGCCCCUGCACCCGGCCAGGACCAGGCCCAGGACCAGAACCAGGCCCCAUCCACAGGGGAGCCGUCGAGGAUACAGGCAGAGGGGGAAGCCCCCCCGCCGCCGUACGCCUCCAUUGACUUGGGAGCGACCGCCGCAACACCUGAGACGAGCUUCAGAGGCGACUUCCCCGUCCCUCCGCCCUACAGCGUCGCCACCUCGCUGCCCACGUACGAUGAAGCGGAGAAGGCCAAGGCGGCCGCCAUGGCCGCCUCCACUGUGGAGGUGAUUCCACGGGACGACGAGUUCCCUCCCAGAGAUGACUUCAGUGACGCCGAUCAGCUCCGAGUUGGAAAUGACGGGAUCUUCAUGUUGGCGUUUUUUAUGGCCUUCCUGUUCAACUGGAUCGGGUUCUGCCUGUCCUUCUGUCUGACCAACACCAUCGCCGGACGUUACGGGGCCAUCUGUGGCUUCGGCCUUUCCCUCAUCAAGUGGAUUCUCAUCGUGCGGUUUUCGGACUACUUCACCGGCUACUUCAACGGCCAGUACUGGCUCUGGUGGAUCUUCCUGCUGCUGGGCCUUCUGCUCUUCUUCAGGGGAUUCGUCAACUAUCUUAAAGUUCGCAACAUGUCGGAGAACAUGGCCACCUCCCAUCGAACUCGCCUCUUCUUCCUCUACUAAAGGGCUCCGCAUCGCCAUUCCUUUCCAAUGUGAACGUCCUUCCCUCCUGACUCGAAUGACCUGAGCGAGGAGCCCUGCAGCGAAGAGAGGAGCCGGCGAAGGAACGAAGGAGAGAAGCCCAGCCGGAAGUGUUACCAGUCUCAUUACAAGAAUAACGCAAACCCAGAAAGCACAAUAAAUCCAGAUGAAGCCCAACGCCACUCACUAGUUUCUCCACUUCCUGCUCGAGUCUUAAUCUCCCCAUUUUAAAGCUUCACAUAUCAAAAACCGAACAUGAUCAAUCACCCUGAGUUCCACCACAGGAAGACGCUCCUUCAUUAGAGUCAAACUGAAACAUCGAUUCUCCACAAUUAGCCUCAAUCGAACAGGCUGAAAAACACAGAAGCUACAAUAAACUUCACGAAUCACAGAAAAAUCAAGGAAUCUGCGAAAGGAGCCGCCCUGUGAAUUAAAGUUUUUGUUUUUUGGAGCAGGAUUUCUUUAUGCACUUCCUGUUUGGGUGCUGUGUUGUUUCCAUUCAGUCUUAUGCAACCUGUACUGACCUGCGGUCAUGACUUAGAUGUAGUGGAGUAGAUCUGACUUCAGUGGCAAAGUGCCAAAUUAAAUCUGAAGAAAAUCGCAAUAAUACCACAGUUAUAUAUCUUUAAAAAAAAAAAAGAAGAAAAAAAUGAGGUUGUGCAUGUUUUGCAUGACGACACAACAACGUGCGCAACUUUUAGGACGAAGCAUCUUAAUUUCUACAAACGUGGAGCCAGACUGGACAAAGAAAAAAGCUUUUUAAAUUCUUCUUGUCAUCCAGAAAAUGAACUGUAUAUACCAGCUUAUGCCAAUUCAUUAUAUUUGCACUUUGAAGAACUUGUGUACAGUAUGAUUUAUGAGUAACUUGAUGUGUCGGGGGAGAAGACGUUACGUUAUCUAAGCCAUCCAAGGUUUGCUUUUUUUUUUUCCUUCUUCUUUUGUUUUCAACUGGAAUUCUUAAAUCAUCCCAAAUGGUAAAAUUGCCUUUUGCACUUUUCAUUUUUAGAAAUUAUUAUUGUGUCUUGUUUUUAAAUCGCUUCCAGCCUGAACAGUGACAGCUUGCCAAACUUUUUUUGUUUUUUUUUCUGGUCAUAUUCAUCUCCUCUUUCAGUAAUAUCACAGUUAGGUUUUCUUUUUUUUCUUUUUUCUUUUUUUUUGAUUAAUUCAAAGCUCUGCUGCAUGAUUUAGAGUCAUUCAUCUGUCUUUGUAAAUAGACAAGGAAGAAAAAGACUUAGAAGACAGCCAAAGUUAUUUUUGUCAUUUAUCGUAACUGGAAUUGAACUGACAGGUGAUGUCUUGC